GCCGAAGCUGGGGUCUAGUGAAAGUAGACGGGCAAGCGCUGCCGGCGGAAGGCAGCGGCCAUGCCGGAUGACAGGACGGACAGGGUGGAGAUGGCGCUGGACCAGGUGAUCGAAAAGGACUGGAAGCCAGGCAAGGCGAAGGGCGCCACAAAGGGCGCCAAGGGCCCAAAGUCCAAGGGUGCUGCGAAGGGCGCCAAGGGUCGCGACAAGGGCAAGGGACAGGGCCGUGGACUAGUCCGGCGGAACCCGGUGAUGAACAAGGCGCGACGCCAGGGCAAAGGUGAAGGGCGCACCAUGAAGUGGGUUCCCAAAGGCCAGGCGCAGGCCGCGCGGGCGGAGCGCGAGCAGCGGCCAGCCAAAGG
Effrenium voratum is the source of this 362-nucleotide messenger RNA. The record is from the annotation of a GenBank genome assembly. NCBI's taxonomy places the organism in Eukaryota, Dinophyceae, Suessiales, Symbiodiniaceae.